UUAGCAUGGUGGACUAAUGAAAACACAGUAUAGUAUAUAUAGCUGCUUAUUAUAUUCCAUUUCUGGCAUAUUCUCUAAAAAGACCCUCCUAAAUCUGACACACUGGACCUUUAAGUCAAAUUUUGAAUGCAGGUCUUUGUAAUGGAGUAUUUUUUUAUCAUGUGGCAUUUCUAUCUUUAGGUUAAAGAUCUGAUUAUUUUAUAUUAAUAUCCUUAUAACUGAAUACAGUUAUAACUCAGUGCUAUAUCAGUCUAUAAUAGUAGAAUCUAAUCUAAUUAAAAGUGUGGUGAAUAAUGAAAACAAAACUACUGUUAAUAUUCUUUCGUUGAUAUUGCUGCAGCUUGUGUCUGUGUCACUAUCACUUUAUCUUUUAAUGUGCCACUGCAAUAUUCAUGCACACCUAUAGUGCAUUAGUGAUUUAUAACGUUAUGUAUGAGUUAUACUGUGUGUAUACAGAGUCUUCAGAGGUCACCAUAACUCUGUGUGCUGCUGGCAGCUCCUCCCAUCCAGCUAUAAGAGCCCAGCUGCCCAGGCAGGUAGUCCGUGUCCAUCCUUAAAAUAGGCCAGUGCACACUGACUUAUGAAAAGUCGGUCAGCUUUUUUCCAUUUGGUGGUUAUGUGCAGCACUUUGUGCCGGAUUGAGAUGUAGGCUUGGUGUCUGAAUUGGUUUUCGGUCUGAUCCAACUGAGGAUUUGGAACUGUAACGUUUUAAUGAUGACUUUCGCCAUGCUGCGGCCUGUGGCGACACAUUUGAUCUAUUCAGACUUCACUAUCACGUCCGAGGAUGAUGAAAACCGCAGCGAAAGCGAUGGCAGCUCGGAGCAAAGUUACUGCGGCUCCACCGAAAAACGAAGAAGGAUUUCGCACAAUCUGGAAGAUGAAACCGGGGUGACCGUGAAACAGAGGAGCGCAGCUAACGCCAGGGAGAGAGGAAGGACCCAGAGUGUCAACACCGCAUUCACAGCUCUCCGGACUCUCAUACCCACCGAGCCUGUGGACAGAAAGCUCUCCAAAAUUGAAACUCUUCGACUGGCAUCCAGCUACAUUUCCCAUCUGGCCAACGUGCUUCUUCUUGGAGACGGCGGUGCUGAUGAACAGCCCUGCCUCGGCGCGGUUCAUGCGCAAGGAGAGAGCGGGGCGCAGCAGCCGAGGACCAUCUGCACCUUCUGUUUGAGCAACCAGAGAAAAGGGAUAAAGGAUGGUAAAGACUGUUUAAAAAUGCGAGGGCUGGGUCCACUGCGAAUGAGACGCUGACAGAAGACCAGUGAAUGAUUAGCAACCUGAAAAUCCUCAAAGACUUUCUCAGGGAAGAGUCAAAGCUGGUGUUACACAGCACACACACACACACACACACAGAGAGAGAAACACACAUGUACACAUGCUGGAUCAAAUGAUGGAACCAAAGAAGAGACUAUUUAUACUUGACUGAGAAAUUUAAGCAUAAGGCUUUCAGAGAUGCAGUGCAUUUGUUU
Messenger RNA from Larimichthys crocea (large yellow croaker), 1472 nucleotides. RefSeq names its product transcription factor 15 (gene tcf15). Gene Ontology annotation, biological process: developmental process; regulation of transcription by RNA polymerase II. The transcript is spliced from 2 exons. Gene Ontology annotation, molecular function: protein dimerization activity; RNA polymerase II transcription regulatory region sequence-specific DNA binding; DNA-binding transcription factor activity, RNA polymerase II-specific. The coding region runs from base 712 to 1254 and encodes 180 amino acids. The record is from RefSeq and is a predicted model, not a curated record. NCBI's taxonomy places the organism in Eukaryota, Metazoa, Chordata, Actinopteri, Sciaenidae.